AUGACAGAACAUCAGCUACCAGUUAAUCAACUGGUCAUUCUAUCAAUAUGCCGCUUUGCCGAACCUAUAGCCUUGACUUCGGUCUUCCCGUACGUCCCUGAACUCAUGGAAUCCUUUGGAAUCCCCAAAAACGACAUUGCGCGCUGGGCUGGUAUUUCCUCGUCGAUAUUCUCCCUCUGCCAGGCGUUUACGGGCCUGUUCUGGGGCGCGGCAUCGGAUCGCUAUGGCAGAAAACCAAUUAUACUGUUUGGCCUGUUCAAUACCAUGUGGACGAUGCUGCUAUGGGGCUUUUCCGUCAAUCUGCCCAUGGCAUUGGUGGCGCGCGCUCUGGGGGGUCUGUCGAAUGGAAAUGUCGGUAUCCUGCGAACGACCGUGGCGGAGCUGUGUCCGUGGAAAGAGCUGCAGCCUAGGGCUUUCAGUGUGAUGCCCCUCGUGUGGACUGUAGGCGCGACGUUUGGACCGACUCUCGGUGGUGCGCUUGCGAAUCCGCUGGGCGUGGAUCCGCGGAAACCACGAGGUACCGCAUUUCUGGAAAGGUUUCCCUACGUUUUGCCAAACAUUGCCGCCGCCAUAUUCUUCACCGUAGGAAUUGUUGUUGGCUGGUUGUUUCUCCGGGAAACGCUGGAGAGCAAGAAGCACGAGCCGGAUCUAGGACUGAGGGUCGGCGCCAAACUAACAUAUUUUGUCCGGAAACUGCUGCAUUUGAAGACGGAGAGAAAGGGUCUGGAUGGCGAGAAUGAACCUCUUCUCGGCCGGCAAAAGGCAGUAGACGCUGAAGCAGCUGCUUCACCUCGUGUGAAGAAACAGAACACCAAGGAGAAGACGCCCUCAGUUCGAGAUGCUCUGACGUUUCAAACAUCAAUGAACUUGGUUGUAUACACACUGCUAGCCCUGUACUGUCAAGCAUACGAUCAGCUGCUUCCCGUAUUUAUGCAUCACCCUGUCCAGCUCGAUUCUGAUCCCGCAGUCUCGCUCCCGCUCAAGUUUGCAGGGGGAUUUGGUCUCGAGUCGCGCCGGAUUGGCCUCAUCUUUACCCUCUUUGCCAUUACGAGCACAGUAUGCCAAUUUCUGCUCUUUCCACCCGUUGCUCGCCGUCUUGGAGUGCUCCGUUGUCUCCGCAUCGCCUUCAUCAUGUUCCCGUUGGUGUUCUUUGUGACGCCAUUUUUGUCGCUUAUUCAGGACCCGAUUUCGCGGCAGAUUGCCAUGGUAUUGCUGUUGGUGGUUAGAGGGGUCGCGGGUACAUUUGCAUUCCCGACGAGCACCAUCAUGCUCACGAAUAGCGCGCCGAGUCUACGCGUAUUGGGAACGAUCAACGGGCUGGCUACAAGCUUCAGUGCUGUUGGCAGAGCAGCCGGGCCGACGCUGGCAGGCGGACUAUUCACGUGGGGCGUCAAACGCGGCUAUGUGAUUGUGCCUUUUUGGACGUUAUCUAUGAUUGCAUUUGCUGCGUGUAUUCCGACAUUAUGGCUAGUGGAAGGAGAGGGGUUUGGUGAUGAUUCCGACAUUGAUGAUGAGGAGAAUACCGUCGAGGUUGUUGUGCAAGAGGAAGAGGAAUGUGGGGUAGAGGAUGGGAGGGCGUCGGGGCUACAGGACCGCGACGAUGCAGUGCAGUCCGAGUCGGAGUUUGGGGAUCUGGGCGAACCGCCGAACCUGCUGAGCCUCACGACGACACGAUCGAGCUUUGGGAUAGCAUCGGACGAUGAGGAUGGGGGAGGAGAGCACGGGGGACAAAGAUGGGUGGGGCAUGGGCUGGAGCCGGCGAGAAGUCAUUCACAGAGCAGGAGACGGGCAGUCCGAAGACGAUCGUCAGUGCCUAUCGGUAUGGGCAUCGGGUUCCGGCGAUACAGUGCCAAUCUUGGCAGCACGGGGAUUGGAGGGGGAGGAGCGAGUUGGGGAGGUGCAUAG
Molecule: messenger RNA, 1905 nt
Organism: Bipolaris zeicola 26-R-13
Lineage: Eukaryota; Fungi; Ascomycota; Dothideomycetes; Pleosporales; Pleosporaceae
Exons: 3
Coding region: 1-1905 (634 amino acids)
Biological process (GO): transmembrane transport
Molecular function (GO): transmembrane transporter activity
Source: RefSeq, a predicted model, not a curated record